AUGGGGGUUGCGGGUGUGGCCAACCUGCUGUCGCCCGAGCGGCUCCUGCACCGCCCCUUCUCCUACCUCCCCCCUGCUGCGGGUGCAGCGGUGGGGGUGGAGGGGAUCUGCAGCACCAACCCUCCCCCCCCCCCCUUCUCCUAUCUCCCCCUGCUGCGGAUGCGUCAGUGGGGGGAGGGGACCUGCAGCACCAGCCCCCCCCCCGCCCCCCCCCCCCCCCUUUCUCCUCCACCCCUGCUGCGGGUGCAGCAGUGGGGGGGAGGGGAUCUGCAGCAGCAGUGGGGGGAGGGGAUUUGCAGCAUCAGCCCCCCCCCCGCCCUUUUCUCCAAUCUCUCUCCCUGCCGCACCUUGUGGUGGGAGAGGGGGGGGAGCUUGGAGGUUCAGGGGGAGGCAGGAGGGGAUCUGCAGCACCAGCCCCCCCCCCCGCCCCCCCCCCCCCCCCCCUUCUCCUCCAUCUCUCUGCUGCGGGUGCAGCAGUGGGGGGAGGGUAUGGGGGUUGCGGGUGUGGCCAACCUGCUGUCGCCCAAGCGGCUCCUGCACCGCCCCUUCUCCUACCUCCCCCCUGCUGCGGGUGCAGCAGUGGGGGGGGAGGGGAUCUGCAGCACCAACCCCCCUCCCCCCCCCUCUCCUAUCUCACCCUGCUGCGGAUGCGGCACAGUGGGGGGGAGGGGAUCUGCAGCAGCAGUGGGGGGAGGGGAUUUGCAGCAUCAGCCCCCCCCCCCCCCCCCGCCCUUUUCUCCUCUCUCUCUCCCUGCCACACCCUGUGUUGGGAGUGCGGGGGAGCUUGGAGGUUCAGAGGGAGGCAGGAGGGGAUCUGCAGCACCAGCCCCCCCCCCGCCCCCCCCCCCCCCCCCCUUCUCCUCCAUCUCUCUGCUGCGGGUGCAGCAGUGGGGGGAGGGUAUGGGGGUUGCGGGUGUGGCCAACCUGCUGUCGCCCAAGCGGCUCCUGCACCGCCCCUUCUCCUACCUCCCCCCUGCUGCGGGUGCAGCAGUGGGGGGGGAGGGGAUCUGCAGCACCAACCCCCCCCCCCCCCCCCUUCUCCUAUCUCCCCCUGCUGCGGAUGCGGCAGUGGGGGGAGGGGACCUGCAGCACCAGCCCCCCCCCCCGCCCCCCCCCCCCCCUUUCUCCUCCACCCCUGCUGCGGGUGCAGCAGUGGGGGGGAGGGGAUCUGCAGCAGCAGUGGGGGGAGGGGAUUUGCAGCAUCAGCCCCCCCCCCCUCCCGCCCUUUUCUCCUCUCUCUCUCCCUGCCGCACCCUGUGUUGGGAGGGCGGGGGAGCUUGGAGCAGUGGGGGGGAGGGGAUCUGCAGCAGCAGUGGGGGGAGGGGAGUUGCAGCAUCAGCCCCCCCCCCCCCCUCCUCCCCCCACUUCUCCUCCAUCCCCCUGCUGCUGGUGCAGCGGUGGGGGGGAGGGGAUCUGCAGCCCUGCGCGCCCUGCUGUCCUGCUGCCCUGCGCGCCAUGCGCGCCCUGCAGCCCUGCGCGCCCUGCUGCCCUGCAGCCCUGUGCGCCCUGCUGCCCUGCAGCCCUGUGCGCCCUGCUGCCCUGCUGCUGCCGCUACAGCCCUUGCUGUUGCCGCUACAGCCCUUGCUGCUGCCCUGCGCGCCCUGCUUCGCCCCGCGCGCCCUGCUGCCCUGUGCGCCCCGCGCGUCCUGCAGCCCUGCGCGCUCUGCGCGCCCUGCUGUCCUGCAGCCCUGCGCGCCCCGCGCGCCCUGCUGCCCUGCAGCCCUGUGCGCCCUGCUGCCCUGCAGCCCUGUGCGCCCUGCUGCCCUGUUUGCCCCGCGCGCCCUGCUGCCCUGCAGCCCUGUGCGCCCUGCUGCCCUGCUGCGCUGUGCGCCCCGCGUGCCCUGCAGCCCUGUGCGCCCCGUGCGCCCUGCAGCCCUGCGCGCCCCGCGCGCCCUGCUGCCCUGCAGCCCUGUGCGCCCUGCUGCCCUGCAGCCCUGUGCGCCCUGCUGCCCUGUUUGCCCCGCGCGCCCUGCUGCCCUGCAGCCCUGUGCGCCCUGCUGCCCUGCUGCUCUGUGCGCCCCGCGCGCCCUGCAGCCCUGUGCGCCCCGCGCGCCCUGCUGCCCUGUGCGCCCUGCUGCCCUGUGCGCCCCCUAG
Messenger RNA from Closterium sp. Naga37s-1, 2094 nucleotides. NCBI's taxonomy places the organism in Eukaryota, Viridiplantae, Streptophyta, Zygnematophyceae, Desmidiales, Closteriaceae. The record is from the annotation of a GenBank genome assembly.